Molecule: messenger RNA, 2286 nt
Organism: Suillus paluster
Lineage: Eukaryota; Fungi; Basidiomycota; Agaricomycetes; Boletales; Suillaceae
Exons: 11
Coding region: 1-2286 (761 amino acids)
Source: RefSeq, a predicted model, not a curated record
AUGUCUAACCAAGCCAACAAGUCCAUGGCCGAUCUCAAGGAGAUCACUGGCCAACUUCUCGUGAUCGUCCGCGCUGCCCAGCAAAUUCCCCCUGGUCCCAGUCACUUCGCUCUGGCGACACAGGCAAGUGAAUUAGUGGCAAGGGCAGUCUGGGAUCAUGGCAAGUCCGCAUGCCUCCCCGGGCUCGUCUUGUCUUGCUCAAGAGAGUUGAUCCAGACCCGCAACUGUUCUCCACAAGAGGCCCCGAACUGGCGCAGCAUCGGCCAUGACGACCCUCAACUCAUGCAGCACAGCUGGUGCAGCAAGGCCCUCGCCUGGCAAGCCUUGGGCGACCACUUGUUCAAUCUCGCACACGAGGUCGAUGGUAGUGCCACCGACAAUGCUCCCGGUCCCUCGACGAGCGUGGAUGGUGAUGCUUUGGAGAAGGGGAAAGAGAAGGCGAGGGAAGUGGAGCCAGAGCUGGAGAAGGAGAUGGAGAAGCCGAAGGAAGAGCAGGAGAAGCCAUGCAGGAAGCAGCCUUUCUCCUGGAUGUCAAAGCCACUCCCGAAGUCGGUGAUGAAGACACCGAAGAGGGGGAAGUCGGGGCAGGAGCAGAAAUUGAGAGAAUCGGUGGAUUCAUCGGACAAGGAGGAGGAAGAGGACGGGUUGUCAAAGCCCCAUUCCGACACAUCCUCCGUGAUUGUGACUUGGCGGGUUUCCGCCACCCAACCAUCAAGGCCAUCCGGGCCUCCCCGAUCCCUGGGCUCUCCGAAGAAGGCCCCCUUCGGCCCUGUAACGCAGACACCUCCGCUCAUGCGCCCUGACGUCCCUGAGUCGUCUCAAGCGACUUCCAAGAGCCCGAGGGAUGUGCCCCUGGUUGUGGAUGCCGGGGCCAUUCUCAUUCCCAGACCGAACAACCCGUGCAGGUGUUGCACGCAGUAUGAGCUGCCGUGCACCACCAGGUUCGAUAAGCGAAAGGGCACAGCCCUUAUGUCGACCCUUGCCGCCACCACACGAGGGCGGUCUACUGAGUGGACGAGGGCCUCAUCGACUGGCCCGUCGACCUCCCAGUCGAAGGUGCAGACCCAAAGUCAAUCCUGGGGGCCGUCGGUAGUUCCGAGUGAGCCUCGGGGCAACCCCCCCAAGCCAUGGUCCCAGGGCCAAAGCAAGCCCACAGGCUCGGUGAUGAUGCCCAUCCCCCCUGCAGCCAUCAUUGCAUCAUCGAGUUCGGCUGCCCCCCAUGCAGCCCAGGACUUCCCGAUCCUGGACCUCCACUGGAUGUCAAUUGCGAUUCAUGAGACCGCUCCCGGGUCGCAGUCCCACAUCCACUUGGCACCGCUGCCACUCAUCGACUUCGGCAUCGACUCGACAGGCGAGGAAGGCUCCACCAUCGUUGCCCCGGUAACCAAGCCAACACACCCGCCCUCUCAGACUGAAGCGGUGUUGGACCCUCCUACUGCCAUUGAAUCGACAGUUCCCGUCGAUGCAGUUCACAGCCCGGCCGACAAUGGCGCCUCCACCUUCGCAUUGGCUUUCGCACUUCCGGCCCCCCCGGCAAUGAACCCCACCCCGUUGGAGACUCCCAAGGAUGGCCCGAGCGCCGGUGAGAUUGUUGAGCAUGGGUCACCCCUCAACCUUCUUCUGGAAUAUGAUUCCGGUGAUGAGCAGGAUGCCGUGAUGGAAAUAGUACUCAGCAAUCAGUACAGCAUACCCACCAUUGUGCAAACCUCUGAGCCCCACGCAUGUAGCAAAGAGUCCCAAGGACCGAGUCCUGAGCAUAUUGGUGCUCGGUACUCGGUCUUUGCCUUUUGGCUUUUGAUCCUCGGCCCUCUGACCUUGAUACCCAAUGUUCAUUGGCACUUAGUCCUCGGUACUCAGUACUUGGUUCGGCUCUCGGUACAUGUAAUUGGUACUCGAUACUCGAUACUCGGUGCCCGGUUCGCCAUCCUCCCAGAUCCUCAGGUGCCUGGGCCACCAUCCCCAACCCUUGGUACUUGGUACUCAAUUCUCAGUACUCACCACCCGGGUCGCGGUUCACCAUUCUCGAUCCUCAGUACUCAGGUUCGGAGGUCUCAGUCCUUCGACCCUCGAUACUUGAUCCUCACUCCCCAAUUCGCCAUCCCCGAUCCUCGGUACUUCAGUUGGCCAUACUCGGUACUCGGUUCUGAGGUCUCGGUACUCCGUCCUUCAGUACUUGAUCCUCAAUGCCCUGGGUCGCCAUCCCUGAUCCUCGGUACUCAGUACUCGGUACUCGGUGCUCCAUUUGCCAUACUCGAUACUCAUUUAUAUGAUGGUUCUUGCUACUAG